AUGGACUUCCAGUCGUCGCAAAACGCCAUGUACGAUCCCUCCAACUUCAUCGACCCCAGCGCCAUGUCUGGCAACCAGAUGAAUGGCUCGCGACCGUACCCAAUGUCGUCGAUCCCCCAGAAGCGGGACUCGACAGGCGCGACCAUGUCGCGUUCCCAGACGCCAUCGCAAUUCCAGCAGGGCGGUUUCCAGCAGGGCUUCGCUCACACACCAUCCCCAACCAUGCAGAACCAGCAUUUCCGACCCGGUCAGAUGCCGCCGCAACGCAUGCAGACAGCCUCUCCGGCGCAGAACCCGCAUGCGCCCCAGAUGUCUCCCAUGAACUUUGCGCAAGGCUCUCAAAUGGGCCAGGGCUUUGAUCCCAACGCUGGUGGACAGUUUCCGGUUCAGUCAGUUCAAUCGAUACAAUUGUCCCAGAACCUGCAGCAUAAGCAGCAGGAGGCCCAGCGAGCAUAUGCCAUGCGGUUGCAAGCGCAACAGCAGCAGCUCGGGAAUCUAGCAGCAAGCAACAUGGCUGCGCAGCAGAGACACCAGGCUGGACAAACGCCCGGCGCGCCGGCACGGCAGCCCGGAAUGCCGCCCCAGAUGAUGCCAGGGCAAAUGCAGCAGAACCCCCAGGCCAAUCCUCAGACUUUCCUCAAAAACGUACAUUCUCUCAUGGCCCAAAAUCGUCGGCCUUUCAAUCCCCAACCGCAAGUUGCUGGCCGACCGAUCGAUCUCUUCAACCUGUAUUCAAUUGUUAUCAAGUUCAGAGGCUCCAGGAACGUCACUACGAAUAAUGCAUGGCCCAGGAUCACACAGCACAUAGGAAUACCAGUACAACAAUUUCCCAAUGCCCCAGAGGAGCUGCGACAAGUCUAUGAGGCGAACCUAGGACUAUACGAGCAAAUGUACAUACGCAGCAAGACACAGCAGCAGAAUCCUAUGGGACAAAUGGGCCAGAUGGGGCAAAUGGGACAGAUGGGCCAGAUGGGCCAGAUGGGACAGCAGAUGUCGCCAACAAGGAACUCGAUCCCUAGUGCUCCGAAUAAUGCUGCGGCUGCGGCACAACAAGAAUACAUGCAGCAACUGCAGAGAAAGCAGAUGCAGCAGCAAGCGCAACGGCAGUCCGACGCAGGACUACAGCAGCCACCGCAACAGUUCGAACAACCGGCACAGCAACCGCAAUCGACGCCUCUGCAAUCGAACGCUACGCCUGCUCUAGCCAAUGGUCGGAGCACUCCACAGGCCGACAGUAAUCUGGCAGCUCAACAUCGCAAAAGCUUGAGUCGUCCAUUGGAAGGUACUCCGGUUCCUUCCUCAGAUCCAGCCCAGCCCAGUGGAACACCCAUCAAAACAGAAACAGACGUUGCUGCAGCCCAAUCUGCGCUCGAACAGAAACGCCACAUCGAAGAGGAAGAGGAUGGAAUAUACUACAGACCCGCAACAAAUCUGACCAUCAAGAACACAUGGGGAGUCUUGGAGCUAAGCGAUGAGCUUGUUCAAGAGGUUAGCAAGAAGUUGCAUUGGAUGCCCAAUGUUCCAGAACUCCGGGAGAUGGGGAUUGUCGACAUACGCGCGCUGACCAUGAGUCUUCGCUCUGGUCUGCACGCAGAGACUAGGCUGGCGCUGGAUACCUUGUCCAAAUUGACCCAUGAGAACAACAUUCAACUGGAUCUGGAGCAGUGCGAUGAUCUGGUGGAUGUGCUUGCAGAGUACGCCGAAGACCAACUCGAGAUACUAGGCACCGACAAUCCGGAAGUGACAGACAUCAUCGAGCUCAUGUCAUACGAGGAUAUCCUACACAACUGCCAGGCAGAAGUCAACGCGCUCCAAGAUCUCCCUGAAUUUGGCACCAAAGCAUACGACCUAGAUCGGACUGCAGACCGGGUCUUAGCGAUAACAUCCAUCAUUCGCAACUUAUCAUUUCUCGAAAUCAACCACGCCCGUCUUUCCUCUCCACCCGUACUCAAGUUUCUAUCGAAUGCGAUACGACUUGUUGGCACAAGAAUGCUCUUUCUCAGGUCUUACAUCCAUACCUUGGAUUUCAUGAAGGAUUUGAUCACAUUCUUUUCCAAUGCCAGUACAAGAAUAGCACUCCCUUCGAGAGAAGACGCUUACGCUGUGCUUCACUUUCUGUGUGCGUUCGCACCUAGCCCGCGCCCAACCCUCCCUAUCCGAUUCACUUCGUAUAACCCCAAAAUUCAUCGCUAUCUUCCAUCGGCUGUCGACAGCAUGGCCAAACUCCUAGCCAUCGACGAUCCAAACCGGACAUAUUACAAACAAAUCUUCAUCAACGAAGCAACAUCUGACCCCCCCUACGAUCUCCUCACUCGUGCAUUUGCCCUCGCAAUUGCCGUUGUGCCAGAUCGAACGGAAGGAAAACUCCACGAUCUCGCAGAAACCCGGCCCAAGGAAGUGCAGCACUAUGAAGCACGUAUCGCAGAGACACGGAAGCCGUACUUGAUGCAGGGUAUGCUUGCCGCGGAUAUUCUUGCGUCGCUUGCCCCUGGGCCCGAAAGCGGUGUUUGCCGGUCGUGGCUGGAAGCCGAGGAUGGGUGGGCGAACAGCUUGUUGAAGUUUGCGAUGUCUCUCUGCUCGCUGGAUGCUCGAAUGCAACAGCCGCCGCCGCAGCCUAACCACCGCGGACAAAGACCCAUGGAACAGGAUCGGGAAGGAUACCACCUCAUUGUCAAUCGAGCUCUGUCGAUGAUUAAGCGCCUGGGCGACAAAUCUAAAGGUGCGGAACCACUGGUAAAAGGCGUCGAGACAAACGGGACAGGUGCUGCAGAUGACGACGACGACGAUGAUUGGCUUGAUGAUAUGGAAGAAUUUGACGUUGGAGGCACAACUUGGAAGGUCAAGGCAGACAUCCUGCCCCGAAAGGAAACGGUCCUUGGAGCUUUACUAAUGCAUCAACUGGAUGCGAGGGCUUUGCGGCAAUUUUGUGGGCUCGGUUACCUUGCAGAGAACUGA
Paraphaeosphaeria sporulosa is the source of this 2955-nucleotide messenger RNA. RefSeq lists its product as uncharacterized. Gene Ontology annotation, molecular function: transcription cis-regulatory region binding. The transcript has a single exon. The record is from RefSeq and is a predicted model, not a curated record. Lineage: Eukaryota; Fungi; Ascomycota; Dothideomycetes; Pleosporales; Didymosphaeriaceae. Gene Ontology annotation, cellular component: SWI/SNF complex; nucleus. Gene Ontology annotation, biological process: regulation of transcription by RNA polymerase II. The coding region runs from base 1 to 2955 and encodes 984 amino acids.